Messenger RNA from Gambusia affinis (western mosquitofish), 7417 nucleotides. RefSeq names its product contactin associated protein family member 3 (gene cntnap3). The record is from RefSeq and is a predicted model, not a curated record. Bases 174 to 4151 code for a protein of 1325 amino acids. NCBI's taxonomy places the organism in Eukaryota, Metazoa, Chordata, Actinopteri, Cyprinodontiformes, Poeciliidae. The transcript is spliced from 24 exons.
CUCCACCUUCUCCUCGCUGCCUCUCCAUCAGUAUUUCCUCUCCUCCCUCCGUCGGGUUGGAGCAGAUCCUUUACGGAGCAGGAGAACAGAGGUCGUGCGUGUUUCUCCUCCUGCAGCAGAAAGCAGGCUCUGACUCUCAGCAGCCUCCGGGGUUUCCCCCUUCUACCAAGGAUAUGGAGUCUAAAAGAGUCGCUGGGAUUAUUCCUCGGGUUGCCUGCCUUCUUCUCCUUCUUGGCUUGUUCGGGACAACCGCAGAAGAGGAGUGUGACAGCCCUUUGGUGUCCAACCUGCUGCCUUCAUCCUUCAGGAGCUCCUCCCAGCUGUCCAGCAGCCACGCACCGGGAUUCGCUAAACUCAACCGGAGAGACGGAGCUGGAGGCUGGUCCCCCCUCACCUCAGACCAGUAUCAGUGGCUGGAGGUGAACCUGGGCGAGCGGACCAAGAUCACAGCUGUCGCCACACAGGGCCGCUACGGCAGCUCUGAUUGGCUGAUGUCUUACCAGCUGAUGUUCAGCGACACGGGACACAACUGGAAGCAGUACAGACAGGAGGACAGCAUAGGGUCUUUUCCAGGUAACUCUAAUGCAGACAGCGUGGUUCAGUACAAACUGCAGCAGCCGGUCGUGGCCCGCUUCCUGCGCCUCAUUCCUCUGGACUGGAAUCCCAACGGGCGGAUUGGACUGCGCCUGGAGGCCUACGGAUGUCCGUACACCUCUGAUGUGGUGAGUUUGGAUGGCAGCAGCAGUUUGGUGUACAGACUAAAUCCCGGGUCAAGGCGGGUUCAGAGAGAUGUCAUCACAUUGAAGCUCAAAACCCUGAGAAACUCCGGGACGCUGCUGCAGGCAGAGGGAAGGGAAGGACUCGGCCUCCGUCUGGAGUUAGACAGAGGAAAGCUGCUGCUGCUGUUCAGACAAGGUAGGACUCUAUCUGCUGAACCUCAACGUCUUGCAGCUCUUGGAAGCCUUUUGGAUGAUCAGCAUUGGCACCAUGUGGCAGUGGAGCUACACGGCCUUCACCUCAACCUCACAGUGGAUAAACACACACUGAGGGUUAAAAUCCCGCCACAGGUCCACCACCUCGACAUACAAGAGCUGAGCGUGGGGGCAGUUCAGGCUCUCGGGUCUCACAAGCCAUUUCACUCCAAGAGGAACUUCCACGGCUGCCUGGAAAACCUGCUGUUCAACGGUCUCAACCUGAUCAAACUGGCGAAAGUCAAGGACCACAAAGUUUCUCUAAUGGGCAAUGUGACCUUUUCCUGUGCCGAGCCAGUUCCUGUUGCCGUGACGUUUCCCGGCCUCCAGAGCUUCCUCCAGUUGCCGUGGACAACGCCAUCAUCUUCGGGGAGCGUGUCCAUCGGGUUUCAGUUUCGGACCUGGAACAAGGCGGGGCUUUUGCUCACCUUUGAGCUCCCUCAACAAGGAGGCGUGGCCUGGUUGUUUCUGAGCGAGGCGAAACUCCGCCUCCAGAUCCAGAAAGGAGGACGGGUUCUGCUGGAGCUCAGUGCAGGUUCUGCACUCAGUGACGGCCAGUGGCAUUCAGUGGCACUGACCUCCAGGCGAAGUCAUCUGAGUGUCUGUGUCGAUAAAGAUGACGGCGCUAGCGCUCAGGCCAGCCCGUCAUUUCCUGUCGCAGUAGAAAGUCACAUCUUCUUCGGUGGUUGUCCUGCUGGAGAUGCUCCAGGGUGUAGAAAUCACUUCAGUUCCUUCCAGGGCUGCAUGCGUUUACUCAGUCUGGACGGCAGGAUUAUGGACCUGAUCGCGGUGCAACAGAAGCAGCUGGGAAAUUACAGCAACCUGCAGAUUGACAUGUGUGGAAUAAUCGACAGGUGCUCUCCGAGUCGCUGUGAACAUGGCGGCCACUGCAGUCAGACCUGGACCGUCUUCCACUGCAACUGCUCCGACAGCGGCUACAGCGGCGCCACGUGCCACAGCUGCGACUUCCUGACGAUCUUCUCAUUAUUUUUCCUCCCAGCUGUGUAUGAACAGUCCUGUGAAGCGUACAAACACAGCGGCAACACGUCAGGAUAUUUUUACAUCGACGUGGACGGCAGCGGACCCAUCAAACCACAGCUGGUCUACUGCAACAUGACAGAGAGCGACACAUGGAUGAUUAUCCAGCACAACAACACUGAGCUGACCAGACUGCGACCGGUUUCUGGUGUGGACCAACAAUCGCUCCACUUCAGCUACUCAUCUGAAGAGGAGCAGCUUUUAGGCUCCAUCAGCCAAUCAGAGCACUGUGAACAGGAUGUAUCCUACCACUGCAGGAAGUCCCGCCUUCUCAACACCCCAGAGGGGUCUCCGUUCAGCUGGUGGCUCGGCGGCCGCGCCCCCGGCCGUGAGCAGACGUACUGGGGAGGAGCUCAUCCAGGCAGCCAGCAGUGUGGCUGCGGCCUGCGGGGCGACUGCGUGGACCCACAACACUACUGCAACUGUGACGCAGACAGAUUGGAGUGGACUGAGGACUCAGGCCUGGUUACCCAUAAGGAAAGCCUCCCAGUCAGAUCUCUGGUAUUGGGUGACCUCCAGAGGCCGGGGUCAGAGGCAGCAUACAGGGUGGGACCACUCCGUUGCUAUGGAGACAAGAACUUCUGGAACGCUGCAUUUUUUGACAAGGAGACGUCAUACCUCCACUUCCCCACCUUCCACGGUGAGCUGAGUGCAGACAUCUCCUUCCUUUUUAAGACCACUGCUUCCUCUGGAGUAUUCCUGGAAAAUCUUGGCAUUAAGGACUUCAUCCGGAUCGAACUAAGCACGUCUACUCGGGUGGUUUUCUCCUUCGAUGUUGGUAACGGCCCACUGGAAGUUCAAGUCGAGUCGACGGUCCCGUUGAAUGACAACCGAUGGCAUCGAGUCCGAGCCGAGCGAAACAUCAAGGAGGCGACGCUUCGACUGGACAACCUGCCUGUGGCGACGCAGGAGGCGCCGGCUGACGGACACGUCCACCUGCAGCUCAACAGCCAGCUGUUCAUUGGAGGCACGGCGUCCAGGCAGAGGGGUUUCAGAGGCUGCAUCCGCGCUCUGCAGCUGAACGGUGUUACUCUGGACCUGGAGGAAAGGGCAGAGAUGACGCCCGGCGUUCGGCCCGGCUGCCCGGGUCACUGCAGCAGCUACGGCUCGCUGUGCCAGAACCAGGGCCGCUGUGUGGAGAGAGCCGCUGGCUUCCACUGCGACUGCAGCCUGUCGGCUUACACUGGAGUCUUCUGCCAAACAGAGCUGUCAGCCAGUUUCAAACCUGGAACGUCGGUCAGAUACACCUUCAAGGAGCCGUAUGAGUUGACUAGGAACAGCAGCACUCUGCCGUCCUCCAUCUACUCCGACACAACGCUGAGAGGAGAAAAUGUCUCCAUGAGUUUCAGGACGGCUCAGAGUCCAGCUCUGCUGCUUUACGUCGGCUCUUACUACAGAGAGUACAUGGCCGUGCUCAUUAACAAGCAUGAUAAGCUGGAGGUGAGAUACAAGCUGGAGGGAAACCGAGACGCUGAAGUGUUGAGGAGCAGCAGCGCGAGGAACCUGGCCAAUGGACAGCUGCACAGCGUUACCAUCAGGAGACUGACAAACACUGUGUCUGUGCAGGUUGACCAAAAUGCCAGAGAAGACUUCAACCUCACGUCUGACGGAGAGUUUAAUGCCAUCAAGUCGCUGGUGUUGGGCAAAGUGCAUGAGUCUGGUGAUUUGGACUCUCAUCUGGCACGGUUAGCGUCUCUGGGUUUCACCGGCUGCCUGUCAGUGGUUCAGUUCAACUCCAUCAAUCCUCUGAAAGCUGCUCUGCUCCACCCAGACACCGGCCCCAUCAUCAUCACCGGACCUUUGGUUCGGUCCAACUGUGGCUCUGCAGCCUCAGCCAAUCCCCACGCAGCUGAAAACAUUCACCAUAUAUCAGACCGGUCCGGCUCAGUGGGCUCAGGUCAACCUUUAGUCAAUGCCAUCAGGACCGACUCGGCUCUGAUUGGAGGUAUCAUAGCGGUCGUCAUCUUUGUGGUUCUGACCGGUUUGGCCGUCGCCGCGCGGUACCUCUACCGGAGGAAGGACACGUUUCGAAACCCGGAGGGGAACGCAGUUAAACGGGAAGACAGUCCGAAUUUCCCUUUCAACAAUCAGACUGACUCCCAGAACCUGUCCUCUGAAAACCCAAAGGAAUAUUUUAUCUAACAGCAGUUCUGCCGACCCGAUGCGUUGCUUCUGUUUUUCAGGGUCAGAGGUGAAGAAGACAACUUAAAGACCCUCUGGACUCGUCGGUGGACUCAAGAGCCUUCUGGACUCUUUGUUACCAAAAGUGGCUCCACUUCAAGGCGAAGACAAACGCAAACAGUUUGGUGUUGUGUUUCUGUUGCUUUACUGUAAAAUUGUGGAUAUUCUGAUACAAACAGGCAACAGUGUUUGACUUCAAGGUGGUAAUAUGCAUUUUUACAGAAACUGAAAUGUGGGAUUUGUGUCUUGGCAACAAGUUUCGGCUGCUUUCACUUUGUUACUUUUUCAAUGUUGAAGUUGUCAAUCUUUUAUUGAAGUAAUAGGGAGAAAAUGUGACGUGCUGCCCCCUUGUGGCAACAUGUAUAGAUGCUUUCCAGAUUCAUGUGUUUGGGUUUAAGGGGAGUUCAGAAAAUAUUCAUUAAUGUUUUACUUUUCUCCAAUUUUCAGGUGCAUAUUUUAAUUCCUUUAAUGCAUAUUUUGGUUUUCUUACACCAGCUGCCAAAUUUAUUCCACAACUUAUACCAGGGGUGUCCAAACUUUUUGUCACAUGGCCCAAGUAAAAAAAAUUAGCAGGGCAAAAAAACAAUAUAUAUGUAUUUUUUAUCUUAUGUUUUUUACUGCUCAACAAUAAACUAAGCAUACAAUAAUUUUAAUUAAAAAAAUAAAUUGGUUUUUUGUGGGAAAUAUAAGUUUAAAUCUUUGUAAAUCCAAAAUUUAAAAAGGGUUUUACAUUUUAUGGAAUCCAGUGUGAAAAUUCUUUUAGGACUGGAUAAAAAAUAUAAAUAUUAAACCUAUUAUCUGCAACAAGAACAGGAUUUUAUUUAAAAAUGUUUUCUAUAUUAAGCCAAGUUUAAACAAUUAAUUAAAAUCUGGGUUAUCUGAAGUCUACAAAGAAGUAAAUCUGGUUUUAUUUACUGAGUCAAAGAGAAAUCAAAAAGUGUUUUUAUUAAAAUACAUACUUUGUGUUUUAUGUAAGAUUUUCCAUUGAAACAUUUUAAUUUUUUAGAAAUUAAAGUUAAAAAAAGUCUCCAACUGCAUCAACCACGUUUUCUGGCUGGGCCACAAAGAAUCAAUUCAAGGGUCACAAAUGGCCCCCGAGCCACACUUUGGUCACACCUGGACUUAAGCACACAUUCUGUAGAAUAUAAAGGUGCAUUUAGUAUUGUUUUAAAAAUCAUUGUACCGAAACACAAUGUAAAAAGGUUACUAUGGACUUUGUGAAGCGUUUAGGCUUAUUUUAGUUGCCUUAGCAACUCCAUUCCUUCAUUUAUUUAUUUUUUUGGGACAAAGACAAAAAUGCUUCUGAUCUUUGAGAUAUUGUCCUUAAGCGACUAUGGAGACAAGAAACAACUCUGAGGAAAACAUUAAUUAACAUUUGUAACCACAGAUCUGGUUCAGUUGAUGCAACAAGCAUCGUUUAAAUUGGUUUUUCAAAAACAGAAAAAAUUGUUUUGCAAGAGGCUGAAUAUAGAUUGCAGAAAGUCACAUGAAGUUAAAAUAGGUUGAGAAGUUCAAAUAAUGCAAAAGUAUCAGUAAUUGACAUCUUUAUGGUUGUUUUCACAAAGACGAAGUGAAUUUCUGCAUUUUGUGUUGGGAUCCGUUUUGCAUCUUGUUAAAGCCGACGAGGGAUGACAGUUUCAGAAGUUAUAUGGGGAAAAAGUUUCAUUAAAAGUGACCAAAUUUGCUAUUAUGUACAUUGCAUCUAAUGGUCACUCAUGACUUAGUAGGUCAUUUCCAGGCUCAGACAUUUUAAGAUUUAGCUUGAAGCUAAUGAGGAAACGUCUCAUCAGCCUCGAGCUAAUGAUCCUAAAACGCUUUGCUAAAAGUUUGAUUGGAACUCCGUGCCUGGAGCAGCAAAAAUAAUUUGGUGAGUGUGAUGGAUGCUUGUUUUUGCACCGCAAAAGGGGAAAAUAUCUCCUAAUACAUUCCAAUGUUUGAAUAUCUUUUUGUAAAACUGGGCAGUUUCCCCUCAGCCUGGAUGUCUGAAGCAUGAUGCAUCUUUUGAAAACUGGCAAUGAACCAAGGGGUAUAGUCAAAGGCUUUGAUUGUUUUUACAUUUGCUUUUCAUUUCUGGUCAAGGUUGUAGUGGAAAAAAAGAAAGAAAUAUUGAAAAGCAUAAAAGAUAAUAAGUGAGAGCUUAGAAUGAUUUUAUGUUUAAAAACCGAAUGGUUAAUUUAUGCAAUGAGUAAGAGAAAGGAUACAUUUUCUUCAAGAGCAGUAGUUUGGAGACAUAGCAAACCGACACCCUUUGAAGGGACUUAAGAGAGCACGUUGUUGAGGCAAGUCAUCCUUUAAAUCACCACCUUGAUAAAUGACUGCAUGUGACAAAGCUGAUCUGAAACACUGAAAGUCUGGCAGAAUUCAAAUCAACACCAUUUCUGCUCCUGUUCUGACCAGCAUUUUUUUAAUUAUUAUUAUUAUUUGACCUCUAUUCAUACAAGUUGUCUCUGUGAGAUCCGAGAUCACAUUUACAACAGAGAAUGUUUGUUCAAGUGGACAAAAUCACAAACACAGCAACAUGACAAGCAAUUUAGAAAUGUGCUUGUUAUGUUGACCACCAGGCCCAUUUCGCUGCUGUUUCUUAAUAUUCUAAGUCGUCUCUCCCACCCCUACUCUGAAGUUUGAGGUUGUUCACUUCUCUAAAAACAGUAACUGCUCACAGGGAACUUUCCUUCCUUGAUUUCUUAAUGCAUUUCAGCUGUGAAGUUUCAGAGUAGCAGCAGCAGCAGUGCUCACUCAACGCUGUCGCCUCAUUUGCUUCACACAGAGACCAUUUUUAGACACCAGUCUGCUUUGAUUCUGCUCCUUUCUGACUCGUCUCCUCUCACAGUUUGGCGCUUUGUCCUCAUCUACCUGCACAUCAGACAUUUUCCAAGCAGACAUCCUUCUAAUCAAAAUGAAUUUUCUCAAGUGUAGCUCAUGUGCAAACAAUGCAAAAGGUGAGAAGUGUGUCAAUUAUCGGAGUUUGUAACACUAUCUCCAUCCUAAACUCUGAAGUGCAGAUGUGAAUUUAAUGACAAGUUGUUAAAGUUCGGGUUGGUUCAGUGUCUCUUUCUUUUGAUCAGCUUUGUAGAUAAGACUGAGUGAAAGUGGACAAAUAUUUCUGUCAAUGCAGCUGAGAAGCAAAUGUUUACACACUGAUGACAUGGGUCAUAAUGAAGUGAACCAAGUUUUGUUUUUGUGCCUCCUGAUUAAAAAAUGGCCUCAAAGUAAACAUUUUUUGGGAA